This is a messenger RNA of Ustilaginoidea virens, 1332 nucleotides long. RefSeq lists its product as uncharacterized. NCBI's taxonomy places the organism in Eukaryota, Fungi, Ascomycota, Sordariomycetes, Hypocreales, Clavicipitaceae. Gene Ontology annotation, molecular function: metal ion binding; indoleamine 2,3-dioxygenase activity; heme binding. The transcript has 2 exons. Bases 1 to 1332 code for a protein of 443 amino acids. The record is from RefSeq and is a predicted model, not a curated record. Gene Ontology annotation, biological process: 'de novo' NAD+ biosynthetic process from L-tryptophan. Gene Ontology annotation, cellular component: cytoplasm.
AUGUCGCCACACGUGGUGUCGUCCGACCAUCCGUCCAUCGACUUGGCCAAGUACGCGGUCACGCAAAACGCCUUCUUGCCGGCGACCAGUCCGCCAAGGUCGCUGUCAGACCCGUAUUACCAGCCCUGGGAGCUCAUCGCCCAGCACCUGCCCGCCCUCGUUGACGGCAACCGCAUCCGAGAGUCUGUCCGCCAGCUUGCCGUCCUGUCGACCUACCGGCUGCAGUCUGAAGCAGAAUGGAGGAGAGCCUACGUUAUCCUGGCCUUUAUGGCCCACGCGUACAUCUGGGGGGGUGAAGAACCCGAACAAGUGCUGCCGCCGCAAAUCACAGUCCCCCUGCUCCGCGUAUCGAGCCACCUGGAAGUGCCGCCCGUCCUGACGUACGCCGGCGCCAACCUGUGGAACUUUGUCUGCUCCGGCACCGACUUUGCCAGCCUGGACGAGCUCUCCCUGGCCGUGUCCUUCACGGGCACCGAGUCCGAGUCGUGGUUCCUGCUCAUCAGCGUCGCCAUGGAGGCCCAGGCCAUGGGCAUCAUGCGCAGGAUGAUGACGGCCCUCGAAGCCGUCGAGGCGCGCGACUACGGCGUCGUGACCUCUGCGCUGGGCGAGCUGCGGCGCUGCAUCCGCGGCGUGGGGGCCUUGCUGGACCGCAUGCACGAGAGGUGCGACCCCUCGGUGUUUUACCACCGCAUCCGGCCCUUCCUCGCCGGCAGCAUGAACAUGGAGGCGGCGGGCCUGCCGCGCGGCGUCUUUUACGACCAGGGCCACGGCAAGGGCGAGUGGCGGACGUACCGCGGCGGCAGCAACGGGCAGAGCUCCCUGAUCCAGUUCUUCGACCUGGUCUUGGGCGUGGACCACGGCGGGCAGCCCAGCUUCCACGCCGAGGUGCGCGCGUACAUGCCGGGGCCGCACCGCCGGUUCCUGGAGCGGGUGGCCCGCAUGGGCAGCAUUCGGGAGCUGGCGCUGCAGGAGCCCGCCGCCGAGGAGCAGCGCGCCCUGCGCGAGGCGUACGCCGCCGCCGCGGACGCGCUGGCCGGCUUCCGCGACAAGCACAUUGCCAUUGUGACGAGAUACAUUGUCGUGCCGUCGAGGCAGCAUCAGCGGCGGGUCGCUGACGGAGACGGGGACGGGGACGGGGCCGGGGCCGGGGCCGGCUACGUGUCGCGGCGCAACCUGGCGAGCCUGAGCUUGUCUCCGCGCAAGGGCCCGGGCCUGACGGGGACCGGGGGCACGCAGCUGAUUCCGUUUCUGCGCACGUCGAGGGACGAGACGCUGAGGGCGGCAAGGCUACACAGAGACGUGUCGUGUCGUGAGGAAGGCGUCUUGCCAUGA